Molecule: messenger RNA, 1635 nt
Organism: Dipodomys ordii (Ord's kangaroo rat)
Lineage: Eukaryota; Metazoa; Chordata; Mammalia; Rodentia; Heteromyidae
Gene: Cln3
Product: ceroid-lipofuscinosis, neuronal 3
Exons: 16
Coding region: 204-1517 (437 amino acids)
Biological process (GO): lysosome organization; lysosomal lumen acidification
Cellular component (GO): membrane; lysosome
Source: RefSeq, a predicted model, not a curated record
AGCGAAGGCAGGGGACCCGGAAGUACGGUAGCCCUUCUGAGCACGUGAUGGGGGAAGCCACGGCUGACGUCACGUGAUCGCCCCACCUCCCACUGGAAGGUGCGGAACGCUCGGCUGCUCUUAAAGAUCCCCGUCUGUCUCGUUGGAGCCGACCCUGGACCCUCGUUGACGUUGGACCCUUCGGGGCAUCCGCACUGGAUGUCAUGGGAGGCUGUGCGGGCUCGCGGGGACACCUUUCGGAUUCCGACAGCGAGGAGACCGCCUCGGAGCCUCAGGCCCCUCUGUUGGGUAGUCAGGGCGCCCAUUGGAAGAAUGCGGUGGGAUUCUGGUUUCUGGGCCUUUGUAACAACUUCUCCUAUGUGGUAAUGCUCAGUGCUGCACAUGACAUCCUUAGCCACAAGAAGGAAGCUGGGAAUCAUACCCAUGUGGAUCCAGGCCCAAUACCCAUCCCACACAAUGGCUCAUCUCGGUUCGAUUGCAACUCUGUCUCCACAGCUGCGGUGCUCCUGGCAGACAUCCUCCCCACCCUCCUCAUCAAAUUUCUGGCUCCUCUGGGCCUUCACCUGCUGCCCUACAGCCCUCGAGUUCUGGUCAGUGGAAUUUGUUCUGCUGGCAGCUUUGUCCUGGUGGCCUUUUCUCAUUCAGUGUGGGUCAGCCUGUGUGGUGUGGUAUUAGCCAGCAUCUCCUCAGGCCUGGGGGAGGUCACUUUCCUCUCUCUUACCGCCUUCUACUCCAGGGCUGUGAUCUCCUGGUGGUCCUCAGGCACUGGGGGUGCAGGCUUGCUGGGGGCACUGUCCUAUCUGGGCCUUACCCAGGCUGGCCUCUCUCCUCAACACACCCUGCUUUCCAUGCUGGGGAUCCCUAUCUUGCUGCUGGCCAGCUAUUUCUUGUUGCUCACGGCUCCUGAGCACGACCCUAGAAGGGAAGAAGAGGCAGACACCGCAGCUCAGCAGCCCCUCAUAGGCGUGGAUGCCCCAGCAUGUAAACCAAACUUCGGCUGGAACCUCUCUCUCCAGGAAAGGUGGACCGUGUUCAAGGGACUGCUGUCCUACAUCAUCCCCUUGGUGCUGGUCUACUUUGCUGAGUACUUCAUCAACCAGGGCCUUUUCGAGCUCCUGUUUUUCCAGAACACAUCCCUGAGUCACCCUCAGCAGUACCGCUGGUACCAGAUGCUGUACCAGGCUGGCGUAUUUGUCUCACGUUCUUCUCUCCGCUGCUGUCACAUCCGUUUGACCUGGAUCCUGGCCCUGCUGCAAUGCCUCAAUCUGGCCUUCCUGCUGGCAGACAUAUUUCUGAGGUUCCUGCCCAGCAUCUACAUUGUCUUUCUGAUUGUUGUGUAUGAAGGGCUGCUGGGGGGCGCGGCCUACGUGAACACCUUCCACAACAUUGCUGUAGAGACAAGUGACAAGCAUCGGGAAUUUGCCAUGGCCGCCGCGUGUAUCUCUGACACCUUGGGGAUCUCCCUGUCAGGGGCCCUGGCCAUACCUGUGCAUAAUUUCCUCUGCCGCCUCCCAUAACACUCAAGCUGCUCGGAAUAUCACCAUGGAAUCCAGGCCCACCGUAGAACUCAGGGCCUUCCCUACCAGACUAGGGGUGGGUCAGGAAGUACUUUCAAUAAAUGAUUAUUUUAUCAGC